Molecule: messenger RNA, 6499 nt
Organism: Linum trigynum
Lineage: Eukaryota; Viridiplantae; Streptophyta; Magnoliopsida; Malpighiales; Linaceae
Source: the annotation of a GenBank genome assembly
AAAACAAUGAAACCUAAAAAUUCAAAAAUUUUAAAACGUAAAAGACUAAAACAUAUAUGAGGUUUGUUACUUUGGAAAAUUUACUAGAGCAGCUGGUGGAAUUAGGGAUGGAAACACAAUGAAAAAUGAUUAGUAGAUUGAUUUGUCUAGUGUUGAUGCUGCUCGUUUCAACAACUAAUACGAAUAGAACCUUUUCAACAACGAAACAUGUGAAAAUUGAUUUACGCAACAAAAUGAGCGAUGGAUUUCUAGUCGAUUGCUCAAGUAUGUUAUUUGAAACAGUGUAUACUAUUGGUAUGGAUGUGGACUCCAUUAUUAAUGCAUUCGCUAAAUUAAAAUAUCGUCGUGUACAAUUUACAUUGUAAAAAAAUUAUAAUCAUUAUAUUUUUUUACUAUUCUAAUUUUCUAAUAAAAUGCGGCCCAGUGCCCUUCUGUGUUCUGGAUCCGCCGCUGCUAUCAAUACUAACAGUCAAUCAUUUUCACCGUUAAUGAUUCAUCCAAAAACUGCGGAAGGUCAGACAUUUUCACCAUUAAUCACUUUUGGCCCUACAGGCUUUGAUAAGUUGGGACUCAUCAAGUACUGGAGAACAUUGAUGAUUAAAACUAUUUGCAACUAAUCAAAGUAUAAGUAUGUGUUAUACAAUUCCCAUUGUGUAAUGUACUCAUGUACAAGUACACAAUAAUAAUGUAUGUGUUGACAGCCGUAGUUGUUCAAAAAAUAAUUGUCUCACCGCAAUACUUAUAUAAAUAUUUUCGGGAAAUAAUAGAGACCGAAAUAAUAAAUAAUUUAAUUAAAUAAAAUAGACAAGUUGGGCUUUUUACCGUUACAGUGAAACCAGGCCACGUAGGAUACUCUUGGUUAUUUAUUCAUCCCAGAGGCAUCUAAUUCCUUUGUCGUUUUCCCUCUCCAAUCUCUUUCCACUGACUUUUAUUUUAUUUUCGAGGCACCUACUUUAUAUUUCCUCUUUGUUCUAUACUUUUUUUCUUCCAUUUAAUUUCCUGUCCUUUUUAUUGUAAAAAAAAAAAAAAAAAAUAGUUUGUUUCCUUGGCCAUUGCCAUAACUAGGGUCCCCGUCCCUUCCAUAUGUGCGGCUCACCUCCAUCGAUCCCUUCCUAGUUUCAUCCACUAUAAACUGCUUCCCAACUGUCGCCCUCUGUUUUUUUCCCUUCUUCGCUCACCGCCGUCAUCCUUCGCAUCUCUCUUUUCUCCCCUUCUUCUUCCCGUCACUUCGCUCAGUUGACCCAAAUGAAGCGAUCUGUAUAUGGUUAAUUGUUUCGCCGGCGGGUAAUCGAUAAAAGGUUCCUCCUUCCCCUAUUUCUCGUCUUCUCGGAUCGUUCCGCCGGAAGACACGCUUACUUUUCUUUCUAUUCCUUCUCAGCUGAGAUUAGAUUUAGAUAAAUCGUCCCCCUUUUUUCUUUUCUUUUUCUUUGGGGUUGUUUCGUUUCUCUUUCUUCUCUAAAUUUUCUUUCGAUUGCAUGAUGUAGAGUGGACAGCUGUGGUUGUUCAGCCAUGGAAAUUUGUGGGUUUUGGGAGAUACGGAUUGGGUUCUUUCUCAAUUUGCCCAAUUCGAUUGGGAUUCGAUGGAGCAGCUCAUAGCCACUUUUAUAGAAAGUUCGAAUUUUGUUCGGAUUUCCAUCUCUGUCUGUAAUUCGAAAAUUUACCUUUUCUUACUCACGGAGAUUGAAGAAAUAGAAAUCCCCAUUCACUCCUCGUCCAGAGACAGAGUAUCGGCUUUCAUCUUACUGACAAACUAAAGAAACGCCGAAUUUGUUCUUCCCCUGUUCUUCCCCUGGAGAUGGAGAAUAACGGGAAAGUCAACAGAGCGAGCUGCUGCAGCGAGAGCGGCGGCGGUGGCGGCGCGUACAUGGCCGACGUUGUUCUGGGCUGCGUGAUGCCGUACAUCCACGACGCCCGUGAUAGGGACGCGGUGUCACUGGUCUGCCGGAGGUGGUAUGAGCUAGACGCUCUGACCCGUAAACACAUCACGAUUGCGCUCUGCUACACGACGAGCCCAGAUCGGCUCCGCCGGCGGUUCAAGCACCUCGAGUCGCUGAAGCUGAAGGGGAAGCCCCGGGCGGCCAUGUUCAAUCUGAUACCGGAGAAUUGGGGCGGAUACGUUACCCCGUGGGUGAAGGAAAUCGCCGAAUCGUUUACCUGCUUGAAAUCGGUUCACUUCAGGAGGAUGAUUGUGACGGAUUCGGAUCUGGAGCUUCUCGCCAGGUCUCGUGGGAAGGCCUUGCAGCACUUGAAGCUCGACAAGUGCUCUGAUUUAUCCACCGAUGGGCUUCUUCAGGUGGCUCGAUUGUGCAGGCAACUGAAGACUUUGUUUUUGGAAGAGAGCAUUAUCUUGGAGAAAGAUGGUGACUGGCUACAUGAGCUUGCUACACAUAAUACCGUACUUGAGAGCCUAAACUUCUACAUGAUAGACCUCACCAAGCUAAGGGUUGAAGACCUUGAGCUCCUAGCCAAAAACUGCCGGUCCUUGAUCUCUGUAAAGAUAAAUGAUUGUGAAAUCCUAGAUCUCAUUGGCUUCUUUCGAGCUGCUACUUCUUUGGAAGAAUUCUGUGGUGGUUCUUUUUCUGAUUUACCUGAAGAUGAUGUACCAGACAGGUACUCUGCUGUAACUUUCCCCCCUAAACUAUGCCGGUUGGGUCUAACCUACAUGGGAAAGAAAGAAAUGGCCAUAGUAUUUCCAUUUGCUCCUAUUCUCAAAAGGUUGGACCUCCUUUAUGCAUUGCUCGACACAGAGGAUCACUGUCUUUUGAUUCAGAAGUGCGCCAAUCUGGAAAUCCUUGAGACAAGAAAUGUGAUUGGAGAUAGAGGGCUGGAAGUUCUUGCAAGGAGUUGUAAGAAAUUAAAGAGGCUUAGAAUCGAGCGUGGUGCAGAUGACCAAGGACCAGAGGAUGAAGAAGGUGUGGUUUCACAAAGAGGACUAAUCGCUCUCUCCCAGGGCUGCCUAGAACUCGAGUACUUGGCUGUCUAUGUCUCUGACAUCUCAAAUGAAGCUCUCGAGUCACUUGGCACCUACUCAAAGAACCUCAAUGACUUCCGCCUGGUCCUUCUAGAUAGAGAGGAGAGAAUAGCUGAUCUGCCACUCGACAAUGGAGUUCGGGCACUAUUGAGGGGCUGUGACAAGCUCAGGAGAUUCGGUCUGUAUCUAAGACAGGGUGGGUUAACUGAUUUGGGAAUGAGCUAUGUGGGGCAGUAUAGCACAAACGUGACGUGGAUGCUACUGGGUUAUGUUGGGAAUAGUGAUGAGGGUCUUCUGGCUUUCGCCCGUGGAUGCCCUAGCCUGCAGAAGCUGGAGAUGAGAGGAUGCUGCUUCAGCGAAGGUGCACUGGCUAGAGCUGUACUCCAACUGGGAUCUCUUAGGUACCUGUGGGUGCAGGGUUACCGAGCAUCACAGCACGGAAGGGAUCUUCUAGCAAUGACUCGCCCGUUCUGGAACAUCGAGCUGAUUCCUCCGAGGAAAAUAGUCAUCCCGAGUCAGGAUGGAGAGACUGUGAUCGAGCAUCCUGCACAAAUACUUGCUUACUACUCUCUUGCUGGGCCGAGAUCGGAUUUUCCUGAUACCGUUAUCCCCUUGGACCCAGUAACCUAGCUUUGGUUUUCAAGUUGUUGUAUAUUAGAGAUAUGAGUCAGCAACCAGUGUCUAUAGUUUCAUCCAACCUUCAUGUUUCUACAUUGAUCUGUUGUUUAACUGUCCGUUUUCUUCUUCUUGGUGUCUGGGUUUUAGAACUUUAGAUGUUCUGGUUAGAGACACACCCUUCUGUCUGUACUAAUAAGGCCCUGCUCUUCUUAUGUGUUUAUGCAACAUGUGUAAUUGGGUGUAAAAGAGCACUUGAAAUUGUAUUUGAGAGUUGUUACUGAGACAAAAGACCAGAAUCUGGAGUUUGAUGAAAUUAUAUCAGACAUGGUAGCAUGGCAUGUUUCUGAGUUUGAUGAAAUUACAACGAUUGACAGAUUCAUUAUACUGUGCUUUUCUUUUGGGUUCAUAAGUUGACCGAAUCAGUCUUUCAGAUGUGAUUAACUGGGCUGGGCCUUCGAAACCAAUGGACAGAAAGCCCAAACUGAAAUGACUUUCGUACUUACUUUAAUCAACAAACUAGGAAGGAGGCACCAGAAACCCAAAAGGCCCAAUCCGUGUCGCUUCCAAGUUCCAUCUCUCUUUUUGUUUUAUCGAAUGAUUUUCUUUCUCCUUCAUUUCGACGCCAUGGUUCCCUUUUGUAUUUCUCUUUCUUUCUUUCUUUCUUCGUGUCCACUCUGUCUGAGGUGGGUGUUCUUUUGGUGCUUGCUUAGGCCACCUUUACACAGUCCAAUUAUCUUGUCUGGGCUGAAAAUAGGAGCUAUGACAGGGAAGGAUCGAUGAACAAAACCUUUAAUUACAAUAUCAUUAAAACCUUGUCCUAUAUCCAUGUUUAUGAAUUGUUUCUAAUCUCUUGUGGUUUGUGGGAACAAGAGAAAAGGAAAUGGGGAUGGGAGUAAAAGGUGGAGGAUAGAUAUCAUACAUCAUGCUCCAACAAACAUGGUUUGGUUAGAUGUUUUGGGCUAAAAAAUAACCACAGAGUGGUAUGGAAAAGUUACCUUACACUCUGAAAAAUUCUAGGUAAAAUGUCUAUAGUCUACUACUAUGAUUAUGAGUUAUAGAGAAGUUAAGUAAUUAAAUAAAGUGCUUUAAUUUUAGGUUGAAUAUGUCUAGUCUUCUUCAUUCAUCUCUUUGUAAGAAACCCCUUGUUCUCCAACUCAUAAUUAAAAGAUCGUUUCAUGUGUAGCUGUUUAAAAGUUGUUAACUUUAUCGUGUGCGAGACAUGUUGUAUAAAUCAAAAAUCAAUUUUGCAUUGUGCAUAAGAAGAUCAUUACAACUUGCUCAGACCGCAACAUCGUACAACUUCAAAGUUGGAUCUGCGUUUGUUACACAACUCGGUCAUGUCAGCAUGUUAUGUAAUUCCAAAUUUAGAUAUCUUUAAUCUACGCUUUUUCCCCAUAUGGUACAAUCUUGGCCAUAUCCUGUUUUUGUAGAAUAAUAAACAUGUAGCUAACCACAUGUUGUUCAUACAUAUAGCCCAUUUUUACAUUUGAUGAUGCAUGUUUUACAUUUUGAUCGUAUCACGCAAACUUAGCCAUGUUAUAGAGAAUUGUACGCAUCGUUUGAUUUGACCAUGCAUUGUACAACUUUGAAUAUGGAGUUAAACACGCCUGUCAACUUACACCUCAGACAUGUCGUAUAACUUGGCAACGAGCUUCAUGCCUCGACGAUCUUCUUGGCAUCUUGAUUGAGUAGGUUAAGGGGGAGAAAGGGAAGAAGUUGAAGUGAGAGAUGGGUUUUGGAACAUGGAUGUGGAAGAGAUGAAGCACUUGGAAAGGGAGAGGGUUCGAUCGAGCAGUUGAUCCUAUAUGUAUCAGUUCGACCACCCCACCACAUAUAUAACUUCUAGCUAGGUCCAUUCAUUCACAUGCCAAAGUAACUACAUUAAUCAUAUCUAGCCUCUUAACGUAAUAUUUGCUUAAUUAACUUACUUGACACAACUUUAUACACUACACGUUUUGAGUAUUUUGAUUUGUAAAGUAAUUGAUCAGUAUUAUUGUUGAGACAGAAUAUUCGAAAAUAGAAGUGGAAGAAAGAUGGGCCAGAAAAUACAAAAUAAAAGGUUUGGAUGACGUCAGUAAUAAUGGCCUUUCUUUUCAUUCUCCAUUACAUAUGAUAUGAUAUGAUACGAUGAAUGUGUAUAUAUAGAGUGGCAAAUUAAAAGAUGGCUUCCUCAUGCUGGCUGUCAUCCAACUUGGAGUACGAAGCAAUAUAAUCAUAAUAUUAUUAUUCAGAUGGAAAUAAAAUAAUAACUAAAUAACUUGAUUUUUACAGAAAUGUUCGGAUUGAAAAAAAAAAGACUAAAAAAUGGAUUUAGCAAAACAAAACAACUCGAUGUGGUUGGGUUUUUUUAUGCUAAUUAAUAACAGUUUUUAUGAAAAGAAUUAUCAAAAAAUUUAUUAAUAAAGUGGUCUGAAAACUUAUUUACGUAAUUGAUGAAUGAUGAUGAUGAUGGUGGUGGUUUUAUUAGCUAAGCUAUCACAAGAAAGAAAGAAAGCCCACAAAGUGUGCAAAGCAAAGCAGGUUAUUAUUAAUAAAAAGUGCCAAACUAGUGACGUCACACCAUUAUGUGUUGUUAUUCAUUCUGUAUUUUGUUUUUAUCCCCUUUUUGAACGAAUGACAGAUCUGCUGGGAAAGAAGAAGUUGGUUGGGUCGACCAAGCUUAGCUUGCUUCUUGAUAAUCAUUACCAAACAAUAAUAUUAAUUAACUCAAAUCCAGACUAGUGUUUGUUACCGACUUCCCGUGAAUGAGAUGUUUUCGCAGAAUCCAUGUAAACAUAAUCCACGUACUGAGCACUCCCCCCAAACAACAAGCUUGCUGUAGCAUGUGUUUUCAGCUCUUUAAUUAAUAUUCGAUAUGUAUGAUUUUGACCGAUAUUCUUAACACUUGAUUAAUACAUUUUAAUGAGAAUU